Messenger RNA from Cotesia glomerata, 6352 nucleotides. It is a transcript of the gene Kdm5, whose product is annotated as lysine-specific demethylase 5A. Gene Ontology annotation, molecular function: histone demethylase activity; DNA binding. The coding region runs from base 1066 to 6078 and encodes 1670 amino acids. Gene Ontology annotation, cellular component: nucleus. The record is from RefSeq and is a predicted model, not a curated record. Gene Ontology annotation, biological process: chromatin remodeling. The transcript is spliced from 13 exons. Lineage: Eukaryota; Metazoa; Arthropoda; Insecta; Hymenoptera; Braconidae.
GCCCGUACGGCGGCAUAUCGAACGUUUUUCACAUAAAAUUAAAGGGAAUAUCCGUAAAGGUAAAUUCACCAACACGAAUAAAAUAUUAGUACGAGUAGGAACCCUGUGAUAGGGGCAGCGAGGGGAGGAAUAAAAUCUGCAGAGCAGAAGCAGCAGCAGCCUGGCAGUGGCCCGUGCGCGAACGCGACAUACACGAGAUCAACUACACCAAUACACUUAUAUAUAUGAGAACAAACACAUCCCACACUGAUAGAGCACAUAUUUAUAUAAUAUAUAUAUAUAUAUAUAUAUUUGCAGGUACAUACGAUAUACUAUAACCGAAAACUAGUGACUAGUGUGUGGUGUAUAUAUUCGAGUGAGGAGCAAGGAGCAUUGUGGAUUAGUGGACUAGUCAGUAGUGUUGUUUGUCCGUUAGUACCUUGCGUUUUGGUAGCCAUCCUCGACCCACGUCGUCUUCGAACGGAUCUCGUCAUACUCUUACUCAUUACUCAUUACCGUCUUUCGCAGCGUACUUUUAAAAGUACAAAUAAUUAUUUAUUGUAGUACUAUACUGAUAGCAGGUGCUGAGAUUGGUAAUUUCGACGGCGCUCAGAGUCUCAGAGAAAUAAAAUGUACCAUUACUUGUGUUCCUGUCAAUAAUUUGUUUCUACAUUACUCUACGAGCAUCGUCAGUACUACUUACUACAGCAAUCGUUGAUAUAAAUUACCAUCAACAUCUACAGCUCCAUUCGACAUUAUUCUGCAUGUAAAAUAAAUAUAUAUCUGAUUGUAUAAAACUUACGACAAAACAACGACAUCGUCACGGACAUGAUCGUAAUGAUGGCAGGACGGGGAAAGUGUCGAAAGAACAGUGAAAUGGAUCCAGAGUGAUUUUUUACUUUACAAAUGAUAUAUUAUUUAUCAUUGGAUUUAUUAAAAACUGAUACAGAUACAGAAUAAUAAUAAAUAAGUGGCUGGUGCGUAGCUGCGUAGGAUCCAUCUAAGUUGGCGUCGUCGUGGCUGCUAAUAAUUGUCGAAUUUUGAGUUCUCGUCGUGCAUCGUCGCGUGCACUAAAUAGGACGAGACAUGGUGUCCAAGGUAAAUGAUUUUGAAAACUCAAGAUACAGCAGGGCUGCUGCUUACAUGAAGAACAUGAUAGGCGAGAAAAGUUCUGGCUGCGGGGCUGCCGAUUCCGACUUUGAGUUCGGUGCACCUCCUGAAGCCCCUGUCUUCGAGCCAACAGCCGAGGAGUUCCUCGAUCCUCUGGGUUACAUCGCCAAGAUUCGCCCGAUUGCUGAAAAAUCCGGGAUAUGCAAAAUAAAACCACCGCCUAAUUGGCAACCUCCAUUUGCCGUGGACGUCGACAAAUUUAAAUUUGUACCGAGGAUACAGAGGCUAAAUGAGCUGGAGGCUAAAACGAGGAUAAAACUCAAUUUUUUAGAUCAAAUUGCUAAAUUUUGGGAGCUCCAGGGUUCCUCGUUAAAAAUUCCACUUGUUGAAAAGAAAGCGUUGGAUCUUUAUUCGUUACACAAAAUAGUCAGCGAAGAAGGUGGAAUUGAAACGGUGAGACGAGAACGAAGAUGGGCGAAAAUAGCGAACAAAUUAGGAUAUCCCUCAGGAAAAAGUGUCGGAAGUAUUUUAAAAAAUCACUAUGAGAGAAUUUUAUAUCCCUUUGACGUAUUCAAGCAAGGAAAAAAUCUCGGUGAUAUUAAAAUCGAAGCUCCAGAAAUAGAAGCAAGCGAGAAGAAAGAUCGCGAUUACAAGCCACAUGGUAUUAUAUCACGUCAACAAAUAAAACCACCAGCAGCUAAAUUUUCUCGUCGAUCAAAACGUUUCACUGGACAAGAUGAGAAGCAAGAUGUUGCUGCAAUUAAGCAGGAAGACUGCAAAGAAGAAUGCGACUCGGACAAUGAAUGUAAGGAAGAAAUUAAGAUGGAAGACGAUAAAGACAGUAAAGAACUCAAGAAACUCCAGUUUUACGGAGCUGGACCUAAAAUGGCGGGCUACAAUACCAAAGAGACUAAAAAAUCAAAUAAAACACGCGGAAUAAAGUAUACGUAUGACUACGAUCCACUUGCCAAGUACAUUUGUCAUAAUUGCGGACGAGGAGAUAUGGAAGAGAGUAUGCUGUUGUGUGAUGGUUGUGACGAUAGUUAUCACACGUUCUGUCUUCUUCCUCCACUCACAGAAAUUCCCAAAGGCGACUGGAGGUGUCCUAAAUGCGUAGCCGAAGAAGUUUCCAAGCCCAUGGAAGCCUUCGGGUUUGAACAGGCCCAGCGGGAGUACACUCUCCAACAGUUUGGGGAGAUGGCUGAUCAGUUUAAGAGUGACUACUUCAAUAUGCCCGUUCACAUGGUACCCACCUCACUUGUCGAAAAAGAAUUCUGGAGAAUAGUGUCUUCCAUUGACGAAGACGUCACUGUUGAGUACGGAGCUGAUCUUCACACUAUGGAUCACGGUUCUGGAUUCCCCACAAAAACCAGCGUUAAUUUAUUCACCUGCGAUCAAGAGUACGCCGAGUCUGCGUGGAAUUUAAAUAAUCUUCCAGUACUCCACGGCAGUGUUUUGGGUCACAUUAAUGCCGAUAUAAGUGGUAUGAAAGUCCCGUGGAUGUAUGUCGGUAUGUGCUUUGCUACAUUCUGCUGGCACAACGAAGAUCACUGGAGCUAUUCGAUCAAUUACCUGCAUUGGGGAGAGCCCAAGACUUGGUAUGGCGUUCCUGGGUCAGAGGCCGAAAAGUUUGAACACUCGAUGAAGUCUGCUGCUCCAGAGCUGUUUCACAGUCAGCCUGAUUUACUCCACCAGCUGGUUACUAUAAUGAACCCGACUAUUUUAACAAAUGAAGGUGUCCCAGUAUUCCGAACGGAUCAACAUGCCGGUGAAUUUGUUGUUACGUUCCCGCGAGCUUAUCACGCAGGCUUCAAUCAAGGCUAUAAUUUUGCCGAAGCUGUCAAUUUCGCUCCUGCCGAUUGGCUGAAAAUUGGGCGAGAGUGUAUUACCCAUUACUCAAAUUUACGCAGAUUUUGCGUAUUUUCACACGAUGAGUUGGUUUGCAAAAUGUCUUUGGAUCCAGACUCCUUGGACAUUGGAGUUGCGACCGCUACUUAUCAAGAUAUGUUAACGAUGGUCGACGACGAGAAGAAGCUAAGAAAAAAUUUGCUUGAAUGGGGUGUUACAGAAGCUGAACGUGAGGCAUUUGAAUUAUUACCAGACGAUGAACGUCAGUGUGAAGCGUGCAAGACGACAUGUUUUCUCAGCGCAGUGACUUGUUCGUGUCAAACUAACCAGCUGGUCUGUCUGAGGCACUUCCGUAAUCUUUGCGAUUGUUUACCGGAAAAACAUACCCUUAGAUAUCGUUACACGCUUGAUGAAUUGCCAAUAAUGCUCCAAAAGUUAAAACUUAAAGCCGAGUCUUUUGACUCGUGGGUGAUCAAAGUGAAGGAAGCAAUGGACCCCAAGGGGGAGAAAAUUGAGUUGAGUGAAUUCAAGGAUUUGCUGAGUGAAGCUGAAAACAAAAAGUUUCCUGACAGUGAGCUGUUGACAGCUUUGACCACCGCUGUUCAGGAUGCCGAAAAGUGUGCCAGUGUCGCUCAACAGUUGUUAAACAACAAACAACGGACACGAACUCGACAGACUGUUGAUACCAAGUACAAAUUAACAAUCGAAGAGUUGACACUUUUUUACAAAGAAAUAACUAAUUUAUGUUGUGAAUUAAAAGAGUCAGACGGUGUUAAAUAUAUAUUGGAUCAAGUUCUCCAGUUUCAGAAAGACGCCGAGGAGUUUGAAGCACAGAGUGAUGACUGUGAUUUAGAUAAACUUGAGAAGUGUAUUGAUUUUGGUGAUUCUAUUUGCAUAGAACUCCCACAGCUUGUCAAAUUGAAGCAAAAGUUACAUCAGAUACAGUGGCUGGAUGAAGUUAAAACUAUGUUGGACGAAUCGAAAUCUAUUACAAGAGAAGAACUCGUUAAAUUGAUCGAUCAAGGUAGGACAAUUUCACCCCACAUAACCGUUGAAAAUAUGCUAUCUAAAUUGCAACAGCUUGUGGUCAAUAUUGACAAGUGGGAGGAGAAAGCUAAAGGAUAUCUACAAGCCAAGAAUGGUCAGAAUAUCAGUGUUAUCGAGGAAUUCAUCCAGGAAGCCGAUGAAAUCGAUGCCUAUUUACCUAGUCUUGAUAAUCUGCAGGAUAUAUUGAACAAAGCCAAAAACUGGACCAAGACUGUCGAAGAAAUUCAGGCACGUCGUGAAAUUUUUCCGUAUUAUGAUACUCUGGAUGAGCUCGUACGUAAAGGUAAAAAUAUUCCUCUGCAUUUAGAACAACUUUCAGUCCUUGAGUCGACGUUAUCACAGGCGAAGGCCUGGAAAGAACGAACAGCCAGAACAUUUUUACGUAAAAAUUCGCAUUAUACUCUGAUGGAAGCUCUAUCUCCGCGAAUUGGUGUCGGUGUUCAGGCAAUGAAGACCAAAAAGAACAAGGGAGACGAGAGUGCUGGUGCUCUCUAUGUCUGUGACACUAAACUCGAUGACUCAAGUGACUCUGCGAACGUUGUUGCUGCUUUUAAACUUGCAGAACAACGUGAAAUGGACGCAAUGAGGAGUUUAAGGGAAAGAAAUAUGCAGAAAGGAAACACCGACGACUCCAGGUUUUGUGUCUGUCGUAGGUCACGCUUCGGCUUGAUGCUCCAGUGUGAGCUGUGUAAAGAUUGGUUCCAUUCGAAUUGUGUGCCUCUUCCAAAGACAAUACACAAGGGUAAAGUACAAUCCUCACGGGAGAUUAAAUUUUUAUGUCCGUGUUGUUUGAGAUCGCGUCGACCACGUCUAGAAUCGAUUCUGGCACUGCUGGUGGGGCUUCAGAAAAUUCCCAUUAGACUACCAGAGGGUGAAGCACUCACUUGUCUUACUGAGCGCGCAAUGAACUGGCAGGAUCGUGCCCGGCGUGCUCUAGCCACCGAAGAAAUAUCCUCGGUACUCACAAAAUUGUCGGCAUUGUCACAGAAACUCGUUGAAGCUGCUGCACGUGAGAAAACCGAGAAAAUAAUAACUAGCGAGCUCAAGAAGGCGGCUAAUAAUCCAGAAUUACAUCAACGAGUACAGGCUAUUGCGCCACUGAGUGGUGUACAUUCUGAUGACAGUGUACUCAGCGCUGCUGAUGAUGACGAUGAUGUUGUUACUCUUGAUGGUGAUGAACCUUCAUGCAGUACUUUCAACAGUAAUGAACAUGCAUAUUCGUUUAUAUCUAAAUUACACCGUAAAUUACAAUCGCAAGGAGGUGAGAGUGCAGUAACCUUGUCGAUAAGCGCUCGAACAAGACUUGAAGACUUAAUGAUGGAAGGUGAUCUACUUGAAGUGGCUCUUGAUGAGACUCAAGACAUUUGGCGAAUUCUCAGCCAUACAAAUAGCCCCACAACAGUACGCAAGUAUGCGACAUUCGAAGAAGUCCAGGCAAGUUUCAAUUCUGAUAUGAAAGACGCUAAAAAACGUGGAAGAAAAAGAAAGUCUGACGAGUUUGAUAUGGGUAAAACAAUUAGUCGGCAGAAAAUAGUUGACGAAAAAUCUCCAGCUAAUACUCCGAAUGCUAUUAUCAAGAAGAAAGGUGCUAAUACACCGACUGGAGGAAGUGGAGCUGGAGCUGGAGCUGGAGCUGGAGCUGCAGCUGGAGCUGCAGCUACUGGGUUAAAUAACAAAGAUAAGAAAAUAAUGCCACAAAGUCCGCUGAAACGUGGACCUCGUAAGUUUUAUUUGAAUUGUUGUAGAUCAAACGAAAGGAUGGCGAAGAUGUGCCCAAAAAGAAAGGAGGAAACAGGAAAAAAACCAAGCAAGAUACCUCUGACGAAGAAGACGAUUGUGCAGCCGACAGUUGCCUUCGACCAAAUGGACGUGAAGUCGACUGGGUACAAUGCGAUGGUGGAUGUAACGGGUGGUUCCAUAUGCACUGCGUUGGUCUCGACAAAACCGAGCUUGCCGAGGAAGACGACUACAUUUGCAGUAAUUGCAAAGACGCGGAUCAAAACACAACGUCCCAGGGUUACCUCAGCGGGGACAACGAGCCGGACAUUGAAGAGCCCACGUCCUUCGCCAGAACCUAUUAAGUCUCUGCUGUAAAACACCGCACAAAGUCUUGAUGGAUUACACUAUUUAUUUAUACUAUUAUUAUGUUUAUAUAUAUAUAUAUAUAUAUAUUUUUUUUUUUUUUCCGUAUAAGACCUUGAUCACGCGGUGUUGUAGAUAGACUGAAAGAUAUAUAUUUAAAAACAAUAGAUGUAAAUUAAAUAAUUUAAAUUUAAAUAGGAGUGUGUUUUCUAUGGAAAGAGCGAAUUGAAAUUUUACACAGAUGGAUAAUAUAACUUAUAUAAUCAUAUCUACUUUGCCUUCUUAA